This is a messenger RNA of Lytechinus pictus (painted urchin), 4225 nucleotides long. RefSeq names its product pyruvate dehydrogenase E1 component subunit alpha, mitochondrial-like. Lineage: Eukaryota; Metazoa; Echinodermata; Echinoidea; Temnopleuroida; Toxopneustidae. Gene Ontology annotation, molecular function: pyruvate dehydrogenase (acetyl-transferring) activity. The record is from RefSeq and is a predicted model, not a curated record. The transcript is spliced from 10 exons. Gene Ontology annotation, biological process: pyruvate decarboxylation to acetyl-CoA. Gene Ontology annotation, cellular component: intracellular membrane-bounded organelle. Bases 120 to 1280 code for a protein of 386 amino acids.
GGUGGAUUUUUAGCUUGAAAACCCACACAGCUGUACACAGGAGUCUGGGUGUAGAUUAAUUUUGGACUGAUUUACUGAAGUAAUUUCACAUCAACUGGGGGCGAAAUUACUCUUUAGAGAUGCUGUCUAGCUUAGCCAGAAGAUUGGGCCCAGUUUCAAGGCAGCAUUUGCCGAGAACUGUUGCCAUCGCAAGCAGGCAGCUGAACACAGAUGUGCAGUUGACAACAAAUCCCUUCAAACUUCACAAGCUUGAAGAAGGUCCUAGGACAACCAGCAUGCUGACCAAGGAUGAAGCCUUGGACUACUAUCACAAGAUGCAGACCAUUAGGAGGAUGGAGACAGCUGCUGCAACCCUCUAUAAAUCAAAGGAAGUCAGAGGCUUUUGUCACUUGUAUUCAGGACAGGAAGCAUGUGCUGUAGGUAUAAAUUCAGUGUUAAAACCAGAUGAUGCAGUUAUCACAGCAUACAGAGCUCAUGGUUGGGCCCAUCUUAGAGGUGUUACCUUGCAUGGUGUGCUAGCAGAACUCACAGGCAGGAGAACCGGUUGUGCUAAAGGUAAAGGAGGUUCCAUGCAUAUGUACUGUAAGAACUUCUAUGGAGGAAAUGGAAUCGUAGGGGCACAGGUUCCACUCGGUGCUGGCAUUGCCAUGGCACUGAAAUACAUGGAAACCAAGAAUGUAUGUAUCUCUCUGUACGGUGAUGGAGCUGCUAACCAGGGUCAGGUCUUUGAGGCUUAUAACAUAGCCAAGCUCUGGGAUCUACCAUGUAUCUUUGUGUGUGAGAAUAACAAGUAUGGAAUGGGAACGGCUGUCGAGAGGUCUGCUGCAUCAACGGAUUAUUACACCAGAGGAGAUUAUAUACCAGGCAUCUGGGUUGAUGGUAUGGAUGUUGUAGCAGUCAGGGAAGCUACCAGAUAUGCCAAGGACUAUUGCACAUCAGGAAAGGGUCCUCUUGUAAUGGAGGUUGAGACCUACAGAUAUCAUGGGCAUAGUAUGAGUGAUCCAGGAACUAGCUACAGGUCUAGGGAAGAGGUCCAGGAUAUCCGACAGACCCAGGACCCUAUCACCAAGCUCAAAGACACUAUCCUUGCUAAUGAAUUAGCCACAGAGGCUGAGCUCAAGACCAUUGACACGUCUGUCCGAUCUGCUGUUGAUGAAGCCAUGACUAAAGCCAAGGCCGAUCCGGAGCUACCAGUCUCUGAGACCUUUACCAACAUCUAUGCAAACAGCGCCCCCAUGAAGGUCAGAGGGGCCGAUGCAUUCUCAUACCACAAUUCUUAACAAUUAUGAGACUGAAUAGAAUCAUCCAAGGAAUAUUUCAUCAAUCUUGAAAUUGAUUGAUUGAAACAACAAUCAAUUUAGGUCUUAUACAUUGAUUUAACGAACAGCUCAGAAUCAGUUUUAGUCUAAAACUGAUUCCGUGUUAGCACUGAUUCUAAAAAUUGAUUUUAAGAUUGAAGAAACACACUCAGGAUGCACCUACAGUAUGUGUAAUAACAGAUCCUUCCAUUUGUCCUGAAGGGGGAAAUUCAUGAUCUGUGGUUGAGGGUUGAUCUCUCUGACAAAAAUAUCAUGUAGAUUGGUAUGUUGAAUUAACUGGAGAUGUGAGGAGAGUUUGCAUGUGUAUUUGCUAAAAGGAAUGGUUCAAUCUUAUAUGAAAAAUUGGAUCAAUGAUGCACAGUGAGAUAGAUGAGAUGUUUUUACAAUAGAAAUUCAAAAUGCCAAAUAAUUGAAGGUAUGUCUAUUCUAAUCUUUUAAUUCAUAUGGAUUAAAGUAUUCUCUCAUUUUGUUGUGGAAUAAUAUAUUGGCUCUGAUAAAGGAAAUACUUAAGGAUUUGAUGAUAAAAUUGAAUGGAAUAAAUAUAGCUUAUUUAUUACCAAGGAGGUGUGUGCAGACUGUUCAUAUUGUAUGAAUUAAUCCAGAAUAAAGAACUAUAUGUUUUAGGUCCAGUUGGUGAAACACCAUGUUUGGCACUGAUCCUUUCCUUUUAUUUUUUCAUAUGUAGAAAAAAAUUUGUAUUCUUUUUACAGCUUGCUAUGCAGGUGUUUAUACUCUAACCGGGUGGUCAAAGUGCUAUUCAAAAUGAGCAAAAAGUUAUCUCUUCUACUAAAUCAAUUCCUAAAGUUGGAAUCCCUAUAUAAAUGGUGAAUUUAAAAAUAAUAUAAUUUGACCGGACAAAAUUGUGGCUUUACUCUGACAGCAAAUUUGAUAGGAAAUACAAAGGAAGUUUUAAUUACCCAAUAUGUGUACGCAUCUUUUUAAAUGUUUUAAUUCAUUAUUUGCUUGUAUGUACAUGAAAUAGUUUUAUGUUGUGGUACUUGGUGUAACCUAGUUACAAACUCCUUGUCAUGUUCUGCUUCAAAAAUAUAUGUAAAACAUACACUGUUGGUCAUAAAGGUGGAAUAUUUAUUUUUACCCCAGUUUAGGGAAGGAUUUUUAAAAAUUAUUUAUUUCUAAUAGAUCUAGAUAAUGGCAUACAUUCUCAGAUUUUAUUGAAUAUUGAUUUGCGAGUAUUUGUUUUGCGUGACUGCUAAAUCAUAUGUGUGUUACUAUGCUAAUCAGCUAAGGGACCUACGUCCUUAAGCAUUAAUCCUCAUUACUGUUAAUUAUGAUUUAAGGACGUAGGUUCCCUAGCUGAUUAGCAUAGUAGCACACAUAUGAUUUAGCAGUCACGCAAAAGAAACACUCGCAAAUCAAUAUUCAAUAAAAUCUGAGAAUGUAUGUCAUUAUCUAGAUCUAUUAGAAAUAAAUAAUUUUUUUAAAUCCUUCCCUAAACUGGGGUAAAAAUAAUUAUUCCACCAUUAUGACCAACAGUGUAGAUCCAUGUAAAUGGCAUUGAUUUCCCCUUCUUUUUUGUCAUGGUACUUGGGAGGACUAUAAGGGAAUUUUGAUAUUUUUGGAAUGUGGGUGAUAUCAUGCUAUACAAUAGUUGAAGCCUGCACUCAGAAUUGCUCGUCAAACUUUAUCGAAUUUUGUGUUUUAUUUCUGUUGUUGUCGUACACCAGGGUCAUCAUAAGUCUGGGCUUCUUAAAGUAUUUACAUGUACUUGGUCAAAAAUUGAUAUCUUUAGAAGUAUAUCAAAUGUCAAUGAAAUUUGUAGUGCACUUUUUCAAUUUUUAGCAAAUAUUAAUAAUUACUUCUUAUAAAGCAUUUUUCAAAAGUUACAAAGUGCUAAAUAAAUAAAAAAAUAUUUCAAACUCCAACUUUGUUAAGGUAAGUCUGUUCAAGAAUGUUGGGCAUGUACCAGUGUACUGUUGACGGCAAGUUUUUUGCAAUGUGACCUCUAUCUAAAUGAUUGUGAAACCCUUUUAAGAUUUUAGUUUAUUUGCAAAAGAAGGAAAUAAGAUUUCAUGGAUGAAGUAUUGCAAAAAAAUGUUUGUCAGAGAAUGAAUAGUGCUCUGAUAUAAGAAAAAAUGAAUGGAACUGAAUACCCCAUGGUCAUGGAAUAUGGCCAGAGAGAAAAAAAGUGUUCCAAAUAACGUCAAACUGUUAUUCAAAUGAAAUAGAUAUACCCGAGUAGAGGUCAGAUUUUCUGUUGCAUAAUUCAUUUGUAAUCUGUCAUGAAUGAAUGCUGAUUGCUGGAAUUUGCAAUGCAAGGGCAGGGUGUUGUCAAUUUCAUCCUCUUUCAUGUCCUUGCCUUGGAAUGGAAGGCAAUGUACAUUUGUUGUUCGGUACUCAUUUACGUGAAGAAAAAGGUUUGCAAGGUGACAGGAUUUAACCAUGAAUGUCUUGAGUUCGGGAAAUAGAAAGUUAGAAGAGUGCCAUUUUCACCCCAAUCACCUUAAGUUUGGUCUCGAGUUGUGUCAAAAUUCAUUUAGUAGUAAAGAACAAGGACAUUAGGAAUGUGCCCAUUUUUGGAAAUUUCUGAAACUAUAUUAACUUGUAAUAAAUUUGUAAGUUUAUUGUAAAGUAACUCAAUGUAAAGAAAAGUAAUCGACAGUAAUCGAAGUUAAUUACAUUGUAAAAAAAUUAUAUUAACUGUUCCUCUUCUUCUUGGAUUUUGACUCAGAUAUAAAUAGCAUUCAUUUAUACUAUAUAGACUAUAAGGUGCUGCUACUGAAAAUGACAAAUAAGGGGAGUAGGUUUCAUGAUCAGUUCUGCACAAAAUGUGUUCCACAAGAGUCAAAGACUGUAUUUGACUGAGUGUGUGUACAGACUUUAAUAAUAUAUCAACAUCAACAUGUGGUUGAUAUUGCUGAAUGAAAUAAAGUAUAUAUAUAUAUUAA